Messenger RNA from Salvelinus namaycush (lake trout), 578 nucleotides. RefSeq names its product histone H2B. The record is from RefSeq and is a predicted model, not a curated record. Gene Ontology annotation, cellular component: nucleosome. The coding region runs from base 2 to 376 and encodes 124 amino acids. NCBI's taxonomy places the organism in Eukaryota, Metazoa, Chordata, Actinopteri, Salmoniformes, Salmonidae. Gene Ontology annotation, molecular function: protein heterodimerization activity; structural constituent of chromatin; DNA binding. The transcript has a single exon.
CAUGCCAGAGCCAGCAAAGUCCGCGCCCAAGAAGGGCUCCAAGAAAGCCGUCACCAAGACCGCAGGGAAAGGCGGCAAGAAGCGCCGAAAGUCGAGGAAGGAGAGCUACGCCAUUUACGUGUACAAAGUGCUGAAGCAGGUCCACCCCGACACUGGCAUCUCCUCCAAGGCCAUGGGAAUCAUGAACUCGUUCGUGAACGACAUCUUCGAGCGUAUCGCCGGAGAGUCCUCUCGCCUGGCCCACUACAACAAGCGUUCCACCAUCACCUCCAGGGAGAUCCAGACCGCUGUGCGCCUGCUGCUCCCCGGAGAGCUGGCCAAGCACGCUGUGUCCGAGGGCACCAAGGCCGUGACCAAAUACACCAGCUCCAAGUAAACAGCCCAUUUUGGAGUGCUGUACUAACCCAAAGGCUCUUUUAAGAGCCACCCACCCCGUCAGUGAAAAAAGCAAAUCCAUCACAAAUGAAUGUGUGUCUGGGAAACAUGCCUACCAGAGUAGAGGGGGAAGUUGUUAUUGUGGAAUAAGUCUAUGCAAUAAGAGUAUUUUUUUUGAUGAAUGAAAAGAUGAUGAUUGUGCA